This is a messenger RNA of Mytilus trossulus (common blue mussel), 601 nucleotides long. RefSeq lists its product as uncharacterized. The transcript is spliced from 3 exons. The record is from RefSeq and is a predicted model, not a curated record. Bases 11 to 484 code for a protein of 157 amino acids. Lineage: Eukaryota; Metazoa; Mollusca; Bivalvia; Mytilida; Mytilidae.
AGAUAUAGAAAUGGACGGAGAGAAACGACAGACUUUCGGACACGAAGUUGUACGGCGUAUCCGGUCAUUCGUGUUUGGAAAGAAAAAAGAAACGCACAGUACAAAUAAUCCUUUCAUUUAUUGUGGAAACAUUAAACUGUUGAGAUUAACCAACACUAAAACAAAGUCCACAAAUCCAAAUCAGAAGGAAGUUCAUCAACAGAAGAAAGCCGAAGAACAACAGAAGAAACACGAGGAAGAACAUCAACAGCAAGAAAGCAAUGAGAAAAAAGGAAAAAAGGAAGGAAAAAUUCCGUUCUCUCUAUUUGUAAAAUGUGCCAAAAAUAGUUUAUCUACCAAACAGAGUCGCCAGCAGCUAUAUCGGGAGUCUUACACCUACUUUUGGGAUUUCUUGUUUGGUUACGCGGCAGACAAGGCACGUAUGGCAGAAGAGGAAUACUACAAUGAAUUCUACGCUGAUUUUGAUGAUGAAGAAUUUUACUAACUUAUUUGUAUAUUUAAAUGUGAUGGAGAAAGCGAGAGAGAUGAUUGUCUAUGUGUAUUUGUGUGUUUGUAUGUGUGUGAGAGAGAAUGAUUUCUUUUUUUCCUUCUUUGAAUUGAA